Molecule: messenger RNA, 423 nt
Organism: Adineta ricciae
Lineage: Eukaryota; Metazoa; Rotifera; Eurotatoria; Adinetida; Adinetidae
Source: the annotation of a GenBank genome assembly
AUGACGACCAAUUUCGAAAAUGAUACAUGUUCAGAUCCAUUCAAUCCAAUUGAUAAUCAUCUCGAAACGGACUGUCUGGCAACAUCGAACGGACGAAACGGCUUGUUUCCUGCUCGAUUUUGCGUCAAAAUAUCGGGUAUUAUUGUUGAUGUUGAUCGCACUGUCAAUCGAUCAUUAAUACACAAAAGUCUCUACUUACGAACAUGUAUCAUUGAUCAUAUUAUGGACUCAACUCGUUCGUCGGACUCGACGGGCAAUUUUCGCUUGAAAAAUUUCAACCAAAUCAAAGGUGUACGUAUGCAAGGAACGAUAACUGUUUGUUCAAAUGACGGCUGUAAUCGGACAAGUUUAAUUCGCAUGAAUAGAAACCUCAUUAGCUUUCUUGUGUUUUUGUCCCAAGUUUAUUCUUUUAAAGUAAUAUAA